AUGGAAACCGGUACUCAAACAACCUCCUGCGCCUGCAGGCCCAGCAUUCAUGAGGGUCCUCGAUGUCAGCAACUUGAAAUUGCCUUCACUCAACCCGGCUUCGCCUGGACAUCUGGGCUCGGCAACUGCGCCCGCCUGCAUCUACAAUUCUGGUUCACCAGCCUCCAGACAACCUGGCCAGUUCUGUUGGUCUACGCCGGGCCAGCAAAUAGUCCAGAUGCGUCUGGUAGCCAGGGCGACUUUCUGGCCAUAGAGUGGACGGCCCAGAAUGAGCUGACUGUCACUGUUGACCUCGGAGGUGGGCCAGUCAGCCUGAAGCCCAGCUUGGGCAGCACAGGCAAUUUCAACGACGGCAUGUGGCACCGGGUUGACGUUAUGUUGGUUCCAGAAACGGUAAACAGACAUAAGUUAAUGCCUAUUUCUUCUACACAUAGUGAGUAUAUUUCGAAAUUACCAAUAGAUCCUGAAGAAGGACGUUACACACCUUAA
Molecule: messenger RNA, 489 nt
Organism: Protopolystoma xenopodis
Lineage: Eukaryota; Metazoa; Platyhelminthes; Monogenea; Polystomatidea; Polystomatidae
Source: the annotation of a GenBank genome assembly